Molecule: messenger RNA, 927 nt
Organism: Guillardia theta CCMP2712
Lineage: Eukaryota; Cryptophyceae; Pyrenomonadales; Geminigeraceae
Exons: 5
Coding region: 1-927 (308 amino acids)
Biological process (GO): proteolysis
Molecular function (GO): cysteine-type peptidase activity
Source: RefSeq, a predicted model, not a curated record
AUGACGAUUGCCAAGAAGCCCAGCAAGAAGAUUAAGCAUAUGCAAUUGUUUGACAAGGGAACGAAUGAUGAUGUGGUGAACGUGCGAGAGGAGUAUGAAUGCAAAUAUAUGAGAGAUGUAUUCCUGGGAAACGAUAUGACCUUCAUAGGGGGAAAGGUUAUCAAUCAUGCUAUCCCCAACCUGUCCGAAGCGACUAUUCAGGAUGUAAGCGAUAUGUCUAAAUGUAUCAGCUGCGACGUGGUGGAGAGUUGGCUGCAUCUGGUCAAAUGGAGUUCUGAAUGCGUCCGGGACACUGUUGUAGCAGGCACAUUAAGCAUCGGAAAAUUGACUUUGUCUCCACCUAUUUCUAUCCCAAUCUGGAAUUGCUACACACUACUGGUGCUGCAUCCAACACCAGAAGAGAUGGAUACAGGUAUAUGUUUGAUUCCCGUGUUUAAACCCGGACACUGGUGUUUGGCAAUUGCCUACAUGGGAGAAAGACGACUGGAAUUGUAUGACCCCAAGGGGAUGACCGGUAUCGGCGUUUUGAACCAGAUUGAAGGCUUCUUGAAAUAUCUCCGCUACAAAUGGCAGACAGACGAUAGCUUAGAGGGUGCAUACGAGAAGCGAGUUAUGAGAGAAGGACAGGUGCCAAUUCAGGAAGAUAGCACAUCAUGUGCAAUAUUUCUGUGUGUAAUCGCCAACAAUGUAGCUGCUGGAGAGGGCAUCGACAACUUUGGACAGAAGGACAUACCCAUCAUACGACAAGGAAUAGCUAAGUUGCUGAGGGGGUUGUAUGGGUAUGGGAACUGGGAUGAGGCAGACGGCAACGGUUCAAGAGGCUCCGAUACUGGCAGUGGUAGGUUUCAUCAAGCAAAAGCAUCACACAGUGAACCCGCUGCUGCCACGGCCGAAGUCAGGGUGAUGUCAGCUAUAGAGAUAAUGUGA